This is a messenger RNA of Lingula anatina, 3011 nucleotides long. RefSeq names its product DNA repair protein Ku80. NCBI's taxonomy places the organism in Eukaryota, Metazoa, Brachiopoda, Lingulata, Lingulida, Lingulidae. Gene Ontology annotation, biological process: telomere maintenance; double-strand break repair via nonhomologous end joining; DNA recombination. Gene Ontology annotation, molecular function: telomeric repeat DNA binding; DNA helicase activity; damaged DNA binding. Gene Ontology annotation, cellular component: nucleus; Ku70:Ku80 complex. The record is from RefSeq and is a predicted model, not a curated record.
AGUCUGGAACGAGAAAGCGAUUGAGGUAAAUAUGUAAUUGAUCAUAAGUAAUGAUAAGACCAAAUAUAUUAGAAUUGUUUUUAUAAGUAAUAAAAUCGAGCAUCACUGAUAAGACUGCGUUUUUGUAGUUGUGAAUAUAGAGCAUAUUGAGAAGACAAAUUUAAUUUAUUGAAAUCAAAAUUAAUUUGACAAACAUCUUUGGUUGUGCUUAUCAACAGUAUUGGAUAUUGAGACAUCGGAAAUAAUGGUACAAAUGGUUAUUUAAACCUGUUAUGUAUUCAUCUUUAAAUAAAUGCGUGUUUAUCGGCAACCCACUACUGGUUUGACAAAGCUUGACAAAACGAAACUGCCGGCAGAUGGCAGCAUGAUCUGCACAUGCCAAAGCUUGUUUAUUUCAAGAUGGCAGCGGACAAGGAAGCCAUAGCCAUUGUGCUGGAUGUAGGUCCAUCCAUGAGUGAGUCUCCUCCAGGGACGUCUACACCCCUACAGCAGGCAGGAACAGCUAUCACUAUGAUACUACAGAGAAAGAUAUUUGCUAACUCUAAAGAUGAGAUUGCUCUCAUAUUGUUUGGCACACCUAACACAGCCAAUGAACUCGCGGAUGGGGAGGAGUACCAAAACAUCACCCUGGUGCGGCCACUAGGACUUCCCGACUUUGACCUGCUCAAAUAUGUACAGAAUGAAAUACAGCCUAGCAACAUAUCUGCUGACUUUAUUGAUGCAAUGGUGGUUGCACUAAAUCACUUAGUCAAACAAACAGAAGGAAAGAAGUUUGGAGGUGGAAAACGUUUGAUCUUGUUCUCAGAUCUUGGCGGAGAAUUUGCUGACGACCAACUUGACGACAUUGUAAAUGGCAUGAAGCAGGCAGAAGUGCAGUUAAAUGUAAUUGGUCCAGAUCUAGAUGAUGAUGAUGAAGAUGAAGAUGACAGAGGAGCCAGACCCGCAGCUAAUGGACACUCUAAGCCAAAGUCAGCACAGCAGAGAGCUGGAGAGGCCAUGGCAAGACACCUGCUGUCACAGGUAGAAGGAGAGAGUUAUUCCUUCAGUGAAGCACUGCCAGCCCUCAGCUAUUUCCAAAACAGAAAGGUUAAGCCCACGCCGUGGAAGUGUAAUUUAGAGAUUGGGAAUAACCUGCAAAUAGCUUUAGCUGGUUAUGUCAGGGUAGUUGAACAGAAAGCUCCCAACUUCAAGAAUUGUUACGCCAAAGAUAUCGAUUCCGAGGUCACCACCAGUAGGUCAUAUCACCUUGACGACGAGGCCAGCACUGAGGUCGAGAAAGAGGAAACUGCACAAGGUCACAGAUACGGUAACACAUUGGUGCCUUUCAGUGAAGAUGACAUAGCAAACAUGAAACUGAAAACUGUGAAGUGUUUUAAGCUUUUAGGAUUUACUGAAACUAAAAAUGUGAAGAGGCAUCACUUCUUAGGAAAUAACGUCCAGUCCUUUGUUGCUGAAAAGGAUGAUGAGGCAGCAGGGGUGGCUCUCUCUGCCCUCAUCCGCGCCCUCCACGAGACCAACUGUGUCGCCAUAGUGAGGAAAGUGUACAGGGCCAAUAGCGAUGCCAAGCUAGGGGUGCUGUCACCACACAUCAAGGCUGGAUAUGAGUGCCUAUUCUACAAUGAGAUACCUUUCAUGGAGGAUGUGAGGCAGUUUACAUUUGGGUCCUUACCCUUAGAACCAGACAGUGAACUCAACAAAAAGUUUUCUCCCUCAGAUGACCAACUAAGGGCAAUGGACAACUUGAUUGAUUCCAUGGAUUUAUCUAAGACAUCACAGGGAGAUGAGGAGGAGGAAGAAGCUCUUAAACCCAAACUUACUUUCAAUCCACAUUUACAGAGGUUAUAUCAGUGUCUACAGCACAAAGCUCUUAACCCAGACGACCCACUGCCGGAGUUGUCCCCCAUCAUUGCAGAUUACCUGAAACCCCCUCAAGAAGUGCUGACCAACUGCCAGUCACAUGUGGAGAAGUUAAAGGAGGUCUUUCCUCUCAAAGUUGUUGUAAAAAAGAAGGAAGAAGUUUCUGCAAAGUCCAUGUUCCAGGACAAACCCAUAGGUGAUGUACCAGCUUCCAAGAAACCGAAACUUGACGAUGGUGCAUUGGGCGAUAUGAAACAACUGGACAAGGUCAAGGUCACAAAGGUUGGCACGGUAACACCAGUGGAGGAUUAUUGGGCCAUGUUGCGUCGAAAAGAUGAGGACAUGUUUGAAGAGGCCUGUAAACAGCUAGAGACUGUAAUAAUAGACAUCAUUAUGGGGUCAUUUGGUGCCCAGUCCUACCCCAAGGCAAUGGAGUGUAUGAAGGCACUAAGAGAAGCUGCCUUAAAGCACCUGGAGCCUGGGGUAUUUAACAAAUUUUUCACCCAGUUUAAGAAGGAGAUGGAGCACUACAAUAAAAUGGAUCUCUUCGAGAUGGCAAAGAACUCUGGUCUCAGGCUGAUAGACAAUGAAGAGUGUGAGGAGAGCACUUACUCCAAGGACGCCGUGGCCGAGUUCAUGUCAGACGAUGUGAAGAAAGAGAAAAAGGAAGAAGAGGAGAUGCAGGAAGAAGACGCAGAUGACUUGCUGGAUCAGCUAUAGGAACAAUUUAAUAGUGAGAUAAAGACAAGCUGUAUCAAGGACAAGCUAUAGGGAAAAGUGACAGUGAAUAAGAUAAUUCAAUACUUCAACUUGCACAUGAGGAUAGAAAUGAUUCUGCAUUACAAGUUUCAUAGAAAUGGAAAAAAAGGUCCAUUUGUUUAAGUGUAAAUAGCUGUAGAAUAUAAAUUGUAUAUUAUGAGAAAAGACUUCACGAAAGACGCCAAUAAUCAGCACCAGAGGUACAGGGUGUGUCUGAAAAUUUUUAUACAAAACCUUUUUGCAGUCCCUGGAACUGUGGGUAUUUAUGACCCCAACGAACGAUUUCAUGUGUUCAUGUAGUAAUUGUCAAUAUAAAAUGUGGGUUUUUAAAACUUUGUUAUAAAUAUGUACAUGUACAUGGAUCUGUUCAUUGUGCUUAAAACAAGGAUAGAAAU